Messenger RNA from Quercus robur (English oak), 815 nucleotides. Its product is annotated as chaperone protein dnaJ 11, chloroplastic-like. The transcript has a single exon. The record is from RefSeq and is a predicted model, not a curated record. Bases 91 to 582 code for a protein of 163 amino acids. NCBI's taxonomy places the organism in Eukaryota, Viridiplantae, Streptophyta, Magnoliopsida, Fagales, Fagaceae.
UCGUCCACUCCCAAACCAUCAAAGGUUCCAAACUUCCAAAACCACAGCAAAGUCUACAACUUUACAAAACAGAAAAAAAAAGAAUUCAUCAUGAUUUCAAUUUCCACAUCAACUUCAUUCUCCAGAGCCCCUUUCGUUUUCCCAAAGGUUUCCUCAAACUCCAUCAAGAGCCGUUCAUCACUUCGUAUCUCCGCCGCUUGCACAUCAACGGCGGAGAGGCCGACUACUGGGUCCCACACUGCUACAACAUCGUCACUCUACGAUGUCCUUGGGAUUCGAGCUGGUGCCACGUGUCAGGAGAUUAAGGCUGCGUACAGAAGAUUAGCUAGGGUUGUGCACCCCGAUGUUGCAACUAAGGGUCAAAGGGGUCAGACCUCAGCUGGGGAUCAGUUCAUGAAGGUUCAUGAAGCCUAUGCCACGCUGUCAGACCCUGAGAAACGCGCCGACUACGAUCGCGUGCUUUAUAGUCGCCAGCCUAAUGUGAGGUUUUCUUCGCUGGGAAUGUCCACGUGUACGGACACGAUGGCUUCGCGAUUUGCUGGGUAUACACGCCGGAAAUGGGAGACAGAUCAAUGCUGGUAGCCUAAAAAAGCAUGAAGAUUCUUUAGUACUUAGGACAAAAAUUACAAAUCAGACUUUGUUUUUUAGUUAGGUAGAUUAAUGUAAUUCCUGGUUUCGAGGGUAUCUUCUUGUCUUGGAGCUCAGGCUUUGUGUAUUAGUAAACUGUGCACAUAUAAUAUGUGUGUAUUAACCUUGUAAUCUGUAAUCAGGCGACUUUUUUACAGCCUGAAUUUAUGGAGAUUUUGCAUUUUCCA